Rotaria sp. Silwood2 is the source of this 1338-nucleotide messenger RNA. The record is from the annotation of a GenBank genome assembly. Lineage: Eukaryota; Metazoa; Rotifera; Eurotatoria; Philodinida; Philodinidae.
AUGUCGAGUAGUUUUAUUGGUAGUAAAAUUGCGAUUAUUACCAAAUCUCAAUGUCGAUAUGUUGGAACAAUUAUAGGCAUCGAUUCUCAAGCGUCAUCGAUACUUCUUGGAAAUGUACAAUGUUUUGGUACAGAAAAUCGUGGAGGAAAUUUUUCUAAUAAUCAAAUUGCUGGUACAAUUGUACCUAUAAUGCAAUUUGCUAAUAGUGAUAUUGAAGAUUUAAAAAUUGUUGAUGAAGAACAAACAGUCGAAAGUCAACAACAAAAAUCAUCAUCAUAUUCUAUGCCUAUUUUAUCAUCACCACCACCACCACCACCACCUCAAAAACAAUCAUCAAUACAUGAUGAUCCAGCUGUUGUAUCAGCAGUUAUUAGUAGUACAUCGAAUAAGGAUUUAUCAAUAUCGAAUCGAUUAGCACAUGAUCUUCAUCGUUUAAAUUUAUCUGAUGAUCAACACUCAAAAAAUUUAUCAAAAACUGAAGAAUCUCGUCUUCGUACUAGUUCCGGUGAACUCGCUCCAUCAUGGCCUUUAUUAUCUUCAUCGAAAUGGGAAAAUAAUAAAUCUUCCUCUCAACAACAAUCAGGCAAUAAAAGCAAAUUUUUUGAUGAUUUUUCAUUAAAUACUACUGAACAAUUACAAUCAAAUCGUUCUCAACAACGAUGGCCAUCAAAUACUCAUUCAACUCAAACAUCACGUCAUCAAGAUAAUCAUUUUAAUGAACAAGAAGAUGAUAAUAAUGGAUUACCUGUUCGUCAACCAUUUUUUUCAAAUGAUCGAAAUUAUUCUCAACAUUAUCAACAACAAAAUCGUUAUCAAAAUGGUAAUAUACAACAACAUCAACAAAGAUAUUUUUAUAAUAAUCGUCGUACACAAAUGAAUAAUCAACCACGACGUCCAGGUGAUGGUAAUAAUCGUGAAACAUUUAAUGAUAAUGGAAAUAUUUAUGAUGAUGAAUUUGAUUUUGAAACAAAUAAUCGUAAAUUUAAUAAAUUAACAAGUGAAGAUGAAUUUAAAGAACAAACAGAAUUACCAAAUCAAUUUUUACAUUCAAAAAAUGAUUCCAAUUCAACAAAUGAUUAUGAACCAAUAUAUGAUAAAAAAAAAUCAUUUUUUGAUCAUAUUAAUCUUGAUGAUACAUCUAAUGUAUCAGGACCUAUGUAUAAUCAUUUCAGAAAUCAAGAUACAUUUGGUAAUGAUAGAAAUCAACGUCAAAAAUAUCGUGGAAAUUUUAGUGGUGGUUAUAGACGAUCAAAUCCUAAUAAUUAUCGACAACAACAACAAAGAAAUGAUGAUUUUUAUUAUCGACAAAAUGAUAAUGGAUAUCAUUAUCGAAAUUGA